ACGACGUCUGCUGUCGUAAACAACGUCCAAAUGAACGGCCAGCUUAUGGCUUAGCUUCGAAGCUAUCGGCUUAGUUUUCUUUUUGUUUUACACUCCUUUUUGUUUCGUUCGGCGUUUUGAACCGUGUGUUAGAUGGAGACCGACAGUUUACAAUGAAACUCCGGGUGCAGAAUGACAGAAGUGAUUCCAGAAGAGCUUUGAAACUGAGGGAGUCUCCUACUGUAAUGCAGCCUAAUUCAAGUGAGCGGGGCGCUCAUACAGGAAAUGGCCUAUCCUUAACUCUGCAGCCAGAGCUUCUUACCCGGACACCAGCUUCUGGCAAUACUGCUGCUGCCGCCAGCCCUGAAAUCACUGAGGUACGGGUAUCCAUGACCAGUGGCCCCGGGGAGUCCGGAGGAGCCUCUUCCAGGAGGUCCAGAGUCAACUCCCACAGCCACUCCCACUCACAUUCUCAUGGACAGAGUCGAGCGCAGCAACACUCGCAUUCAGAGCCUGAACUUGAUCCACCAGACUCUGAUCUGGAGUCUGGGGAACCCAGUGCCUCCUUGUCUGAGCUUCGUUGUCUGUUUCGUUGGCUCCAGAAGAGUCUUCCUUUCCUCAUAAUACUGUGUGCUAAACUGGUCAUCCAACACGCCCUUGGUCUGGCUGUUGGAAUUGGCCUCUUCACAACUUUUUUAUAUGUGAAUAAAAGUAUUCAAACUCAAGUUUUUCUUCAGGAUCGUCAUUCAAAGCUGCAGUGUAUUUGGCUGCUAAUCUUCCUGAUCUCUUCCACCCUCCUGCUUUACUACACCUUUGUCACUGAGACACUUUACCAUUGCCUCAUCUUCCUCAGCCCAACCAUUGAGCCACUGGGUUUCUGGGAGGUUCUAUGGGCAGUCGGCAUCACCAACUUCAUUAUUAAGUUCUUCUUUAUGGGUAUUAAGUGCCUUAUCCUGCUGCUGCCCUCUUCACUGGUGACCUACAGAUCACAGGGAAGAUGGCUGAUGCUGACUGAGGAGGUGGGUCAGGUCUACCAGGCCACGGCUCCGGUUCCGUUGUGGUUCCGCUACCUGGUCAUCUACCAGGAGGUGGACGGUACUCCUGGACUCACACUGGGGGUCCUGCUGGCUUUGCUCUACCUCAUACUGAAGCUUUUAGGGUUGUAUGGACAGUGGACGUCUUUACUGAAAACUGUGAGGAUCUUUCUGAAGGGCGAGCACACGGGCACGGCGGCCACGAGGAGUCAAUGCAGCGAAGCCGGAGACGUCUGCCCCAUCUGUCAGGGAGAAUACAGGGAGCCUCGGGCGCUGCUCUGUCAGCACAUAUUUUGUGACGAAUGCAUCGCACUGUGGUUCAACCGGGAGAAGAGCUGCCCUCUGUGUCGGACCGUCAUCACAGAGAAGGUCUACAAGUGGAGGGACGGGGCCACUUCUCCUCACCUGCAGGUUUACUGACCGACCAACCACCAGGCCUGAGGCGGCGCUAUCCGUUUGUUUUAAUGUGACUUUUGUUUUUUUGUUUUUUUUUCUAUGGCUGUCAAACCCCACUGAAGCGUCACGUCUACACUGUUCAUCAUUUAACAAAGGGCUGUGUCCGCUGGCGUUCGAGGUCAGUGAAGGACACACAACUCCAACCAGGUCCUUUCACCGUCACACAUCCUCCCCUCAGGCCCGAACCCCCACAUAUCCACAGUUUAGACCAAGGCUGUCAAACAUGCGGACCCCCAGAGGUUCCAGUCCCACCCCUGGGAUGAAUUUACAAAGUGUAUAAGUUCCACAGUCCAGGCUGUGGAACUCAUGUUAGUGUGGGUUCCACAUCCAGACCAAUCUGAUCUACAGUCCAAUAAGAACAGCAGAAGAACCCACACAAAAGAAGGACUGCAGAUUUACUACUGGGUUUGAAGGGAAAAAGAAUAUUCCAAUAUGCCUAUAAAUAAUGACAACUUCCUUUUUUUGUCUUUGUUUUAGUGCAAAAAAUCACAUUAAAUUCUGAAACUCUUUCCAUUUCCAAACUCUCCUGUACCAAUAAAAUGUGACUAACCUGAAC
Sphaeramia orbicularis (orbiculate cardinalfish) is the source of this 2025-nucleotide messenger RNA. RefSeq names its product ring finger protein, transmembrane 1 (gene rnft1). Bases 153 to 1433 code for a protein of 426 amino acids. Gene Ontology annotation, biological process: positive regulation of ERAD pathway. Lineage: Eukaryota; Metazoa; Chordata; Actinopteri; Kurtiformes; Apogonidae. Gene Ontology annotation, molecular function: ubiquitin protein ligase activity. The record is from RefSeq and is a predicted model, not a curated record. The transcript has 9 exons. Gene Ontology annotation, cellular component: endoplasmic reticulum.